AUGGCGCUUGUGAAACGUACACAGGAGUCGCUUCAGAGUACUACCAUUGACAAAGGUGGACGGCUGAACGCGGACGACUGCAUCGAGUGUCGAGAGCAUGAGCGAAGCUGCAUAAGGGUCGGGAUCUCAAAAGUGGACGGAGAUACAAAGCAGCAGAAGCAGCGGCUUGGCUGUCAAAAUGGCAGAAGAAGGCAUCGCGUAAUUAAGUCGGGUCUGUGCAAGUAUGCCGAGCGGCGAUCGCGCCGAGAAAGUGGGAACCAGCGUGAACAACCAGAGGCAUCCAUUCGUCUCAGACAGGGUCCUCUCGUGAACCGUAGUGUAGAGGUGUACGGCGCGCCCACACGAGGUCGGAGGUUCAAAAAGCCACAGCGAUGUGUGCAGUUCCGCAUAGAUCAGACGGUGCCAAACGGCACAAGAUGA
Pseudozyma hubeiensis SY62 is the source of this 420-nucleotide messenger RNA. RefSeq lists its product as hypothetical. Bases 1 to 420 code for a protein of 139 amino acids. The transcript has a single exon. Lineage: Eukaryota; Fungi; Basidiomycota; Ustilaginomycetes; Ustilaginales; Ustilaginaceae. The record is from RefSeq and is a predicted model, not a curated record.